AUUCACUCUAUCUGGUCUCCCACAGUACACAGAACAUGGAAGUGCAAUUAUUUUAGUAAAUAUAAACUACUAAAUACAUCUUGUGACUUCUAUCAGUGUCCAGCAGAGCACUGGUUGAAGCUUGUAGGAGGAGUUUUCUUUUUGCUCUAGGAGGAUGCAGAACCCUGACCGCUGUCUGGACAGUGGUGAUUGGCCUGGUGCUGAACACAUGCACUCUGCCAAGAAAAAAAAAAAACCUCUCUAGCAAUACCCACCAAACUGAGCAUGUGCAGAGUGCCUCCACAUGAUAUGUUUUAUCAGGAGAUAAGAGGGGGGCACUGGAAGAAGGGGAGGAUCAGAGAAGUCAGGAUCAAACAACCUUUCUACACAAUGCAGAGGGUUAACCCCUUAGGUUCCACAGUGAGUAUAUCAAGCGUGCUUUACUGCAUAUACAGACUGAUUUUACUGUUGUGGGUUUAG
Staurois parvus is the source of this 459-nucleotide messenger RNA. The record is from the annotation of a GenBank genome assembly. NCBI's taxonomy places the organism in Eukaryota, Metazoa, Chordata, Amphibia, Anura, Ranidae.